GCUCACGACAGACGGGUGGACGUCCAGGGGAACAGAGAGCUAUAUAACAAUAACCGCUCACUUCAUCACGGCAGACUGGGAGAUGAGAAGUCCGGUGCUGCAGACACGCCCCCUCUACGAGAGUCACACAAGCGCUCAUCUUGCGCAGGUGCUGACAGAAGCGGUGGACGAAUGGAAGCUAAAGAGGCCCAGUACUAAUAUCCCAGUCACAACUGACAAUGCCAAAAACCAAGUUAAUGCCGUGAUUGAGGCAGGACUGGGCCCACAGAUAGGGUGUUUUGCACAUGUCGUAAAUUUGGCAUCUCAAAAGGGAAUCUCUGUCAGUAGGAUGGACCGCCUCCUUGGGAGGAUCAGGAAGGUGGUUUCCUAUUUCCACCGAAGCACAACAGCUGCCCAUGUGCUGAAAACAAAGCAAGAAAUGCUAAAGCUGCCUAAACACAAGCUCAUAAAUGAUGUGCCAACCAGGUGGAACUCCACUUAUGAUAUGCUGGAGCGUUAUCUGGAGCAGCAGGCAGCUAUAUACUCUGCACUGACUGACAAGACCCUAAAGAAAAUUGUCAAGGACAUCAUUACCCUGUCUGAUGAUGAUGUGAGAGUGGCAGAGGAGGUCCUCCAGGUGCUUCAACCCCUCAAGAUGGUAACAUCUCUUCUGAGCACUGAAAGUUCACCAUCUGUAUCGAUGAUCAUGCCCCUAAAAACAAGGAUUCUACAAUCCAUGGCUCCAGGUGUGGAAGACAGCACCAUCACACAAGAUGUCAAGACUGCCAUUAGAGAGGACCUGCAGCCCAGAUACACUUCACCCCCUACUCUACAGGACUACCUUCACAGAGCUACUGCCCUGGAUCCAAGGUUCAAGUCCCUGUCUCACAUGGACCCUGCCCUACGCCAGAGGACAUACAGUGACCUCACCACCGAGAUUGUGAGCAGUCUGGGCACUAAAGACUGUGAUGAGGGUCAAGCUCAAGCUGCAGAGCCAACAGGAGCAAACUUGGACUCAUCAUCUCCUCCACAAAAGAAGUCGGCGAUGGCAGAGCUUUUUGGAGAGACCUUUGCCAGCAAAGACAACAAGACUUCUGCUGACAUCAUCAAAGAGGAGGUGACAUCAUCAAAGAGGAGGUGGAAUCCUAUCUGCUGGCAGCAAGCGGCAUUACAGUGGAUGGUGAUCCGAUGACAUGGUGGAAAAGCAAUGAGUGUAAAUACCCUCAUGUUGCCAAGAUGGCAAGAUGCUAUCUCGCUGUGCCAGGCUCUUCAGUUCUUUCUGAGAGGGUGUUCUCAACAGCAGGGGACAUAGUGACUGCACAGAGGUCCACACUCUCCCCAGAGCAUGUAGACAUCCUUGUCUUUUUGAAAAAGAAUUUGAAAUUAUAAGCUCAGGAAUGCUUUGCUUUCUUUCUUUUAUUCUUCUUUGAUGUGGACAUAUUAGGCUUUCACUAUCCAUGUUUCAAGGAAGAAGAUAUGUUGCACUUUUAGUUGUUUUUGGCUCUUUGCCCAUUGGCCCAUGUCUCAAGGAAGAAGACAUGCCUUUAUGUUGCACUUAAAGUUGUUUUUCAUUAUGUUAAAAAGAAGAUAUUAUGCCUUGUGCACUGUAACUUGAUUUUAUAUAAUUUCAAAGUAAUUUAAGAGUGUUAAUAAACAAAAAGACAAAACUUUUGUUUGUCUUGUGUUUUUUUUUUUU
Rana temporaria (common frog) is the source of this 1675-nucleotide messenger RNA. Its product is annotated as E3 SUMO-protein ligase ZBED1-like. The transcript has 2 exons. The record is from RefSeq and is a predicted model, not a curated record. NCBI's taxonomy places the organism in Eukaryota, Metazoa, Chordata, Amphibia, Anura, Ranidae. Bases 83 to 1171 code for a protein of 362 amino acids.